This is a messenger RNA of Dinoponera quadriceps, 9607 nucleotides long. It is a transcript of the gene alpha-Man-IIb, whose product is annotated as alpha-mannosidase 2. Gene Ontology annotation, cellular component: Golgi membrane. Gene Ontology annotation, biological process: mannose metabolic process; protein deglycosylation; N-glycan processing. The coding region runs from base 810 to 4109 and encodes 1099 amino acids. Gene Ontology annotation, molecular function: carbohydrate binding; alpha-mannosidase activity. The record is from RefSeq and is a predicted model, not a curated record. Lineage: Eukaryota; Metazoa; Arthropoda; Insecta; Hymenoptera; Formicidae. The transcript has 8 exons.
GGAGGACGAUCGUGCACUCCGGCCGCACGGCGAACCCCGGCGGGUUGCGGUCGCGUCGCGGAAAUCAUCCCUUCGGGAGCGACCUUUUUGACGGGGAAACUCGUUUAUCGCGCGGCUAGCCUGGGAUCCGUUGUAGCAAGAAGCCGUGCUGACACUCGCGAUACAGCUGGAGCUUUCGCCCGAGCCACAGAGAUAGCCCGCGUCUAAAACGAACGACGUGACGAAGGCGUGAAAUAAUUUCAUCGUGACAUUUUCACAUCCCUUGAUAACAGCCCGACGCGCUGAAUCAGUAUACAUACAUCUCGCGGAUUUUCCCGCAAAAAUGCGGUGAUAUCCGAGACUGCGCUCUAGGCUGCAUGAUGUAUACGCUUCGCAGAGAUGUGUUUGAAGAAAGUGACUUGGCCGCCCGCUAAACACGACGUCCCGGCAGAAGAGGGGGAAGUGAAAAAGUUCUCUCAUACGUUACCGCUGCUGUUCGCAGCACGCUGGCACGGCGAACGAGUAGAGCCGGAAACGUAUCAAAACCGUUUCGUUCGACCGGCGGCGGUUUCGGCGCGCCGUGAUUUCUCUUCGCGGCCCGACGUCCGCUGUCACGCCGUCGGAACGAAAGAUUCACGCAACGGGCCAACUUGGUGUGAUCGAUGGCGAGCUGGUGCCUCCGCCACGACGUCCCAUGAAGUCCACGCACCACGCUGCCAGGAGCAAAGAUCGAUCGUCGAUCGUCGUCGUUGCUGACUCGACGCGAACUCGCCGCCGCUCUAGAUGAAUCACGAUCUGCCGCGAUCGAAUCGAAUCACACCGAGCGAACCAUGUACAAGAUACUGCGCCGCGGCUCCGGCCGCGUGUUCGUCCUCUGCAUCGUGCUCCUGUCGCUCUUGCUGUGCCUGUACUACGUCAGUCAGGUACAGGCGCCGUCGAGCGGCCAUCCCUCGGCUAUCCUGAACGAGGAGCUCAGAUACGACCGCAGUCUGACCUCCGUCACCCCGGAUUACAGCGAAUCGCCGGACGCUCAGGUGUCCCUCGCCACCUGUCCCAUAAUCGUGCCGCGAAACGCGGACAUCGACGCCCAACAGGAGUUCAGCAAGUUCGACUUUCAGCCGUCGUGGAUGCGAAGCCGGGAAUAUUGGGACGACAGUUUCGAGGCACGUUUCGCCGAGCUGCGGAAGGAUCCGACGAGGCCGCCCUUGAAGGUUAUCCUUGUGCCUCACAGCCACACCGACCCGGGAUGGCUGAAGACAUUCGAGCAGUACUUCCACAGUUCCACGAGGAGCAUUCUAAACAACAUGGUCUCGAAACUCCAGCAAUGGCCGAACAUGACCUUCAUCUGGAGCGAGGUGUCGUUCUUAUCGCUGUGGUGGGACAGCGCCCACCCGACGAAGAAAAUGGUGGUAAAGAGAUUAGUCAAGGACGGUCGGCUGGAGAUGACCACAGGCGGCUGGGUGAUGACCGACGAGGCUACUUCUCACAUCUACGCGAUGUUGGACCAACUCAUUGAGGGCCACCAGUGGCUGAAAACGAAUCUCGACGUGAUCCCCGAAUCAGGCUGGUCGGUCGACCCAUUCGGCCAUGGCGGCACGAUACCCUACUUCCUCAAGGCGUCCGGCGCGUCCGGCACGGUGAUCCAAAGGAUACACUACGCGUGGAAGCAGUGGUUUGCCAAGAAGCAAUACGGCGACUUUGUGUGGCGGCAGCCGUGGGACCGCACCGGCGCCGCCGACAUGCUCACCCACAAUCAGCCGUUCGACAUCUACAACAUCAAGCACUCGUGCGGACCGCACCCGCACGUGUGUCUGAACUUCGACUUCCGGAAGAUACGCGGCGAGUACACCGAGUAUUCCGUACGGGCGGUCGAGAUCACGCCCAACAACGUGAAGCAGAUGGCCGAGCUGUUGCUGGAGCAGUACGCGAGAACCGGCUCCUUGUUCACUCACAACGUCGUGCUGAUGCCCCUCGGCGACGACUUCAGGUACGACCACGCGAUCGAGUGGGAUCAGCAGUACACCAACUACAAGAUCCUGAUGGACUACAUCAACAGCCGCAAGGACGAGUACAACGCCGAGGUGGUGUUCGGCACGCCGAAGGACUACUUCCACGAGAUACAGAAGCGCGUGGAGAAAUUCCCGUCGCUGACGGGCGACUUCUUCGUCUACUCCGACAUCUUCAGCGAGGGUAGGCCGGCGUAUUGGAGCGGCUACUUCACCACCAGGCCCUACAUGAAGAUCUUGGACCGCGAGCUCGAGGCGAACCUCAGAUCCGCCGAGAUCCUCUACACGAUCACGCUGAACCUCGCGAAGCAGUCGGGCAAGGACAUCAAGCUGUACGAGACGUACUUCGAGAAGCUGGUGAAGGCGAGGCGCAAUCUGGGCCUGUUUCAGCACCACGACGCGAUCACGGGCACCUCCAAGUCCUUCGUAAUGAAGGACUACGCCCUGAAGCUGUUCGAGUCGAUCUCAGACACCACGAGCCUGCAGAGCUUCGCCAUACAGUCGCUGGCGGCGAUCAGCGCGAAGUCGAAUUCCGUCUACGUGCUGGCCGAGUCGGACCGGGACAGCUACGAGAAGCUGCCGAAGAAGAUACCGAUCGGAGUGAACGGCCACGAGACCCGCAAGAUCGUGCUGUUCAAUCCGCUGGCGCAGCCCAGGCAGGAGGUGAUCAGCCUGAAGAUCACCUCCUACAAGAUCAGAGUGCUGGACCCGCAGAGGAAUCCCAUCCCGUACCAGAUCGCGCCGGUGAUGAACGCCACGAGCAUCACCCACGACGUCUACGUGCUGCUCUUCGUGGCGGAGCUGAAGCCGCUGUCGAUCGCGACCUAUCACCUGCAGCAGAUCGACAAGGUGCCGAUGGAGGCGAUCUCGACGGUGUACUGCGGCCGGUGCGGCAAGGACAACGUGUUCCCCGUCAAGUCGAUGCAGGUGGGCGACGUGCAGCUGGAGAACCAGCGGAUGAAGCUGCUGUUCGACGGGCAGACCGGCUUCCUGAAGCGCGUCACGAAGAAGUCCACCGGCAAGAUCAUGCAGUGCGCGGUGCAGUUCGCGGCGUAUCCAUCCGCGCAGUUCCACAGCGGCGCCUACCUCUUCAUGCCGGACCCGAACCUGCGGGACACCGACAAGGACGUGCUGGAGGCGUACACGCCGCACCAGAAGAUCUACAUCGUCAGCGGCAGCCUGAGCUCCCGCCUCACCGUCGAGUACGGCAGGCUGCUGACGCACCACGUCGCCAUCUACCACCGCGAGGGCGGCCUCGGCGAGGCCAUCUACCUGCGCAACAUCGUCGACUUCGAGACGCCGCCGAAGAACCGCGAGACCGAGAUGUUCAUGCGGCUGCAGACCGACAUCUCGAACGGCGACCCGCCGGAGUUCUACACCGACCUGAACGGCCACCAGAUGAUCAAGCGCACCAAGAUCGAGCGGAUCGGCAUCGAGGGCAAUUACUUCCCCAUCACGAGCAUGGCUUACAUCGAGGACGCCGGCCACCGGCUGACGCUGUUGGUCAACCACUGUCAGGGCGCGGCCAGCUACCAGCCCGGCUGGCUGGAGGUGAUGCUGGACCGCAGGACCUUGUACGACGACUCGAGGGGGAUGGGCGAGGGUCUGCUGGACAAUCGCAGGACCGUCAUCAAGCACUGGCUGCUGCUCGAGGACGUCAGCGGCGAGAAGGACGCCUACUCGAAGCCGUCGCUCUUCGCCAACCAGCUGAGCAACGCGCUCAACUACCCGGUCAACAUCUUCGUGGUGGACGGCAGCGAGCAAGAGGUCACCAUGGCGCCCGAGGUGCGGCUCUUGAGCCAGAGCUUCCCGUGCGACCUGCACCUGCUCAACCUGCGCACCAAUCACGACCAGAAACUGCCCCACUUCCCCGUCAACAGCGCUCUCAUGGUGCUGCACCGGCAGGGCUACAGCUGCGCCGUCGGCGUCGACACGGUGCUGAAACAUUGUCCGCUCACCGGCCGGCUGUCGGCCGGCACCGCGUUCUACAAGCUCGACAACGUCAACGUCACGAGGACCUCGUUGACCGGCACGAGGCCGGGUGCCCGACUCAAGGACGGCCUUCAGGAGGUCGGCCUGCAGCCGAUGCAGGUCGAGACGUACAAUGUGAACUUUGUGCAAUGAUCGUAAGUGGUGCCCCCUUUCGAACACUGCCGAUCGUAUGUGCUACCUCUUUGACUCUUCGGAGGACUGCCGCGAAACUGAAGGGAGAACGCUCUGGUUAAUUGACGCGACGAUUAAGGAGGGUGGAAAGGUUCGGAAAUUCGACCCGAAUGCCUUUUAUAUUAACCAUACGCUCACAGAAUUUAUUGACAAAUAUUCAGACGAAUGUCGCGGAGCGGACUCUUCUUUUUUUCAAAAGCGGGCGCUGUGUUUCCUCUACAGAGUGAAGGAGGGGAAAAGAAAUCCAAGCGAAGGAUUAACAAAGGGCGACGCGUUGAAUAGAACGCUAUUCGUUAACGCGAUAACUUUUAAAUAAAUAACAUUUUCUCACCGGAGUUUAGUUGAUUCUGUAGAAAAUUUCUUUCACAAGUAUCUUUGUUCGUUCCUGAGUGAUCACUGCGGGAAAGCAUGGUUAUGAGAGAAAAUUACGCGUUUAAAGUACUUUUUUCAGAUCUUGCAUGAAUUAAAAGUUGCCUGGGUUAUAAAAUGAGGUUUAGCUUCUCGCUGCUUUUUUUAUGCAACCCUAGCUUCUUUCGUUGCGUCAAUCUUCCCUUUGUUGAGAGCACAUUUCAGCGGCACGAGGCUUUUAUCAAUAUUCAUUGAAUCAAGAAAUCGUAUUUUUCCGUCAUUAAAUACCGCUACAUACACGCAGCGAGAAUAUCGGCUGCUUUCGAGCUAUUUUCCACACAGUUGAGUGAAAACUCUCAUUAGCAUUCUGGCCGAUGCACCUAUGUAACGACAAGACAGGGCUUCAAAGAUCGGCAUUCUUCUUGGUUUCAUUCUUCUCUCUAUUUUAUUUCCUAUCAAUUGCUGCAUGUAUGCCGUCGACUUUCAGACUGUCCACAUUUUCCGCUCUCCUGAACACAAUUUUUUUCGAAUUUUUCGGUGAAAGGGAAAAGAUUCGCUAAAUUUCACACCUUUCUACCCCCCUUAAGGUGGAAAAUAAUUGACCCGGGCGGCUGGGUCGAUUGAUUCUUUCGUUCUUUCUGGAAAGAACUUGACAAAUUUUUUCAUCAAUGUUCAAUUAUACGAUUGUAUAUAGUGGAGAAAGUGUUCGGUUACCUGCGAUCCGGAUCACGGCGGUGUAUCAUAUUGGCCUAGCGAUCGAUUCUCUCCACGUACGCUUUAUUUCUCCCCUCGACAGCUAUAGAUUCUAAGUAGUUUCUCAUCCACUGUGAACGCUUCUAUUUUUCCUAGACAAUACCGGAAGCGGGAGUUUUGUAACAACUUGAGCAUUUGUACAUUUUUGGGCUACGACCAAACCGCGAGUUAUCGAACAAACAAAUUGACAACUUUUCACGCUAAUCCCACGUCGGGGAGUGAAUUUAUAACCGAAUUUUCUCUCUGUACGGAGAUCUCGCGUCGCGAUUACGUUUCCGCGGGAAAGUUCUAGACGGGUCGAGAGGACGGAUGUAAAUACUCGACCCGCAGUCGAUGACGACAAACGUUCGAGUUGCGUGCACCGUAGGUUGCUCUUGUACGAUAUAUCCUCGCGUUUGAAUUAAUGAUGACUGCGAUGGAAAGUAGCGGAAGAGGGAAGAGGAGAAGCGAGAAGAGAAAGAGUACUACACAGUAAAUAUAUACACUCGCGAGGAAACAUAUACGGAAGUGCGCCUCACCGAUUUUUAUGGGCUUUGUUGGAUACGUAUAUAGCGGCUGAAAAUAAGAGGUACGUAUUUUUUGUUUAUUAUCUCGAACAUCUGAGAGAUCGGAGAGAAAGACCCGAAAGUCUCCUCAAAAAAAAAAAAUGCAGUAAAAUUGACCGUUGGAGCAAACAUCUCGACAACUGUGACGUAAUGAAAAAUGUUUUAGACACAAUUUUUAUAGGUAUUAUUUAAUAUACUUAAUAAUUAUGCAUAUACAUUUUUCUUUUAAUCUUAUACAUAUAAAGGACAUGAAGUGCGCCAACCUGGUUGUUUCAACCUCUGAACGUGCGAGAAAACACGUAUAAAAAGAAAUACGUGUCUUUUAUUUUUCGUUGUUUCACAACGAUCGUCAGAAUCGGUAAGCGACACAUCCACGUGUUUCCUUGUUAAUGAUUUACCCUAUUUUUCGUGCCCAGAACCUAACACUACAGAUUUGUUAAUUAUAUGUAAUAUAUUUGUAUAUAUAUAUAUAUAUAUAUAUAUAUAUAUGUAUGUAUUUAUACACAGAAAUACAUACAUAUGUAUACACGUAUGUUUGCUUUAAUCCUUUCUUCCAUAGUCGAAUGCGUUUUCCACUUCAAUAAUUUUGACCACGUUUGUCAAUUCUAUUUAUUUCUACCGUAGAGAUGUAUCACCCACAGAGAGAGAGAGAGAGAGAGAGAGAGAGAGAGAGAGAGAGAGAGAGACGGACGGACGAAAGACGACGAAUAGCACUUUUUAUUAAGCGUAUAAAUAUACAUGUAUAUAUAUUAUAUUGUACAUAUCAAAUCAUAACUCGCGAUUUAGAUAACCGACAUCGUAGGUAAUCCUUGUGAUAGCGGAACGAUGUAAAGAAAAAGUCUUACACAUCUAUUUUCAUAUGUCAGAUAUUUUGCUAUCGGCCCUCUCUCUCUCUCUCUCUCUCUCUCUCUCCGAAUCUUGAUGAUAAGGUCCGCUCUUCUUAGACGAUCUAAAAUCCGCGACAGAAUUUAUCGUAGAUCGUUCAAAGAGACGGGCUCGAUCAUCUUCUUAAGGACGAGGGGGCCACGAUUCGGAGAUUCUUUUCAUGUAUCGUGUGUAUGCGACCCGAAAAUAUAACGAACAUGCGGCGACAAGGGUGUCGAGUCUCUCAAAGCUAAUGCGAGAGGAACGAAUCCCAACCGGACUAGGCGAACACGAACGAAGGUAAUUUGUACUGCGAACCACUUGUAAAUAAUAAAACACUGCGAAAAGAGGGGAACCUACUACUAUCCUGUGACGAGGCGAAGUCUCUCUUUCUUUCAACUCACGCGGACAUAAAUUAUCGGAUAUCGACGAUCAACGUGAUCGCACGUAAUCUGAUUUCCGUUGGCGAACUAAAUUUGCGCGUUCGAAAUUUCAUCGUGUCGCGUGUCCUCUGUGUGAUUUUUCGUGAUCCCGAGAGCAUAUCGUGCACACGAGAAAUAUCGGGGGCGACGUUCCCGCGUUCUUCCAUCUUCCAUUGGGAAUCCCGAAGUGUGUUGCGCGGUUGUAUGACGGUCCUACUUGUACAUAUUAGAUUAAUUAAUGGGAAGUCGUGCAGCUACGAUGGCGGACCGUCGCGUUUCUCUCUCUCUCUCUCUCUCUCUUUCUGUCGCGAAACAAACACGAUGAGAGAAAACAGCGCGUAAAACUCGCUCGCUACUUUUACGUGACAAAAGGAAGAAAACGCGGACACGCGGCUCCUAUGACGCGCAGAUAAAAUCAUUACGACCGAGAGAUGUGCGCGUGGUGUCCUCGUUUGCAGAAAAAAAAAAGGAGAGGAAAGAAAAAGACAAAUUCGCGAAUUCUCUUCUUUAGGAACGUGUUCAUAAACGAUACUGUGAGUGAAUCAACGGUUUCUCUCGGUGAUUACAUUUGCUUAGCGACUAUAAUUAUGAUUUUAUGUUUCACGUGUAUAUUUUACGCAAUGUUUUCGUAUAAAUUUUAAAUAUACGUGCGCAAAUGUUCGUUUCAUCGUCCCUCUAGCCUCCGUCUGUUCGUUUCGACGAGUCGUUCGCGAAUCCUCUAUUUUCCCGACACGGAUUAUCUCGACGAGAGUUCGAAACGCGUGCUGCUUUAAUCGACGACUUAGUAUCGGCCGUCAGUCGGAAAGUUGAAAAAUUAAAGGGCCGUCACUCCGUGACGCGACUCGCCGCCGCCGUCGUAAUUAAGCUCCGUAAGCAUCGGUUAUUAAAAUUUUUUCGAUAAACUCAUAGUUCCGAUAAAUUUCACGGUCCGCGGCGCGAGAACGAGCAUUCACGGGUUUAACGACGUCGUGUAAAUAGAGGGAUCGUCGAUGAGAUCGUUAAAACCGAUAGAUCGUAAAGAGUAAUGCGCGGGUAAAGUGUGAUAAGUCGUUCUUUUCCGUGAGAAUGUGUCAUUUUUAAUUGCACACACAUAACACACACACACGUUAUCAGGCUCGACCUUCGGCUAAAAACGUGCGAGAGAACGUUUGUAAAAAUAAAUCUCCACUCAUCCGUUCGUUCGUUAGCUGAUGUAACGCAUUGCGCAAUCGGCUGUUAAUUGCAAAUAGUUCAAAUUUAUCUUGCCUUUUUUUCCUUCUCUCUCUCGUUUCGUUUUUUCAUUUCCGUUCCCGCCAGCGAAUCUACAAAUCACACACCGCUUCGGUAUUAUAUAUUGGCUUUUUAUAUAUGAUCUUUAUAAUAUGAAAAAGAUACCCACACAUACUAACAAGCUAACGACACACAGCACUGCCCUCGAUACAUAUCCAGUCGUCCGCUUCGUUUAAACUUAAGCGUAACGAAUCAAAAGAGAGCCUCGACGCAGCGGGAUCUCGGCUGGAUGCUUCCGCGACACGCGAGUUGUUUGUACGUUCUCUCGCGCAUAAUAUUGUACUCUAUUCGAGCACCGCCGAAUCCCGCAGGCGAGAUUUCCUUGCGCCCGGAUCUUUCAGCGAGAGAACGCUGAAACCGCGCGCGGCGAGAGGGCCGUUCGAGAUACAAUGACUGUAACGAUAUUGUAACAUACUAUAUGUUUUGUGCUGUCGUUAGAAGAGAGGAAUUCUAUAUAUAUAUAUUAAAGAAUAAAGUUAUAUAUAUAUACAUGUUCGCCGUCGCUCGGACGAUUCGCGAAGCGAAGCUCGUUGGGGAUCGCGCGAGCGCGGACCAUCGAAUUCGCGACGAUUACGUACGAUAUUCCUUACGUUACGAUGUAAUAUUAUAUUUAUUAAAUAAAAAUAGUAAGUGACGUAUUUUUGGAUCAGCCGCGUUGUGUUGUUCAUGACGUACACUACCGCUGUGUGUAUACACCGAGGAAAAAACAAGUGCUAGAAUCAAGUGAGCGUAAUUCAUUGUUUUUCACUCUCUUAAAUCGAGUUAUAUUUUUAUCAAUUUAUUUUUAUGUAUAUUUUAAUAGCUUGUAGGGGGAUGCAUUUAUAUACUUAUUAUGAAAAAAAAAAAAAACGAAAGGUGUCGCAAAAUGUUCUUUUCGGAACAUAAGUAUCAGUCUUCAAUUUUCAUUAAAGUCGGGAAAAUAUUACGAUCAACAAAAAGAAAGAUAUGUUUUGAAACCAGCCGAGUAGAUUUUUGAAAUUUUCUCUUAAUAUUAUUCCCCGUCGCGACUGGAUAAACCUAAAUGACAUGUAAUUAGUUAGAAUGAAGUUUUCCGCAGCUAUGUGAUGUACUAUUUUGUGUAAUAAAAGUAAUGUUCAUUGAUAAAAUUAUUUCGAAAUCGAAGGAACGAGUGGUUGGAACAGGAUGGGCAAUUAGGUUCAAUGCGAAACGCUACAUAUAGGUGCAGAUGGUUUUUGCAGAUAUCAACUGGCGAGAUAUACUUUGUAACCUAUUAUCUAUUGCAUACGUGGUAGAGAAG